AUGAAAAAUCUUAUUGAUAAAAGAUACGAAAUUUCGAUGAUUGAAGAGCAAUUUAACACACCUGAGACAUUUUCGACAGAUGAAGAACAAUUUAAAAUCAUGUCUGAAAUGAAUCAACAAAUUGAAGUAUAUGCAGCUGUUAUCCACAGUGCUUUUAAUCUAAAUCAAUUGAUUAUUGUCAUCGAAAAAGCCUCAAAAUUGAUAGAAAUUCUCGGAACAUCAAAAUUAACACCAAGAAAUUACUAUAUGAUAUAUCAUACUGUAUCAACUUCUUUAUUGCAAAUUAAUUCAACACUUCAAGAUGAAACUAGAUUUCCAAAUAGAGUCAUUUCAGAAUUAUAUGAAACAGUUCAAUACUUAUCCGGUUGCAUGCAGCGAUUAUACCUCAUGAUUACCAUUGCUCCUGAAUUAUCACGUCGCAAAAUUGUUAGAAUUGUUGAUGUACUUGACGACCUUUCAGAUAUGACUCGAGCUGCGCAAGAUCCGAUUAGAGCUCUCUUUUUGCGUCAUUAUUUACUCUCAAUUUUCAAACAGUAUUUACCAGAUUCUACAGAAAGUGAUACAGAGAAAUCACUUACAUUCCUUCUGAACAACUUUGCGCAGAUGAACAGAAUGUGGGUUAGAAUUGAAGAUAUCAUGGCUUCCGAUGAGCGUAAAUCCCAAAGAAAAGAGUUCUCUGUACUCAUUGGUACUAAUAUACAGCGUAUUUCCUCUUUAAAUGGCAUUACUGUUGAUAGUUACACAAAUAUUAUUUUGCCAUUCAUUGCAAAGCACGUUGAGCUCUGUGAAGAUGCGAUGGCACAAGAUUUCAUCUUGAGAUCUAUCAUUCACGCGUUCCCAGAAGAGUUCCACAUCGCUACAAUCGAUCAAUUGUUCACUGUCAUCGGAAAAGUCGAACAAGGCGUUCAAAUCCUUGAAAUUGUCAACCAGCUCCUUGAACGUUUCCUUCUUCUCAUUGGUCAUCACUUCGAUUCUACAAAGAGUACGGCAGUUUUCGUUACAAUUGCGAAAAACAUCGAAGAACUGUUCAACGCUGAAGGACAUCUCUCUUUAACAUCGAAAUUCGAAACACUCCAGCGUUUGCUCAAGUUCGCUUUGAAGAUUAAUUCAAGUGAUAUCAAGAACGUAAAGAACCUCAUGAAAUUCACAGAUUUCCAUAUAGACUUGGCUAUCGGCGACGAUGCGUUAACUGAUAACGAAGCUUCCCUUGAAUUAAUGAAAUUCUUGCAAGUUCCAUUAGUUUUCUUGGAAUCGGCUCAAUACUUGUACAAGAUAGAGUACUUGCCUGUAUUAGUCAGAAGACUUAAAUCUGAGCAUAGAUUGGUCGUUGCAGACAUUAUUGUAAAAUUAUUUAUUUCAUCCGCAACGGAAAUCACUUCUGAAGAUGAAUUAUCAUUCUACUUGAGAUGUGCAGGCGCUGUGGUUCGAGAAAGUAAAGGAUCAAGCGCUUUCUUCUCAAUUAUUCAUUUGAUAAAAGGUUCAACGCACAGACAGACAUUAGAAUUGAUUAAACAGUUCUAUACAAGUUUGGAUGACAUCACUGAAGUGGUGGCACAGAAGUUUAUCAUACCAAUUGGCAAUAUUUUGUUGCAUUUUAUGCAAAUUUCGCCAAUUGACUUCGAUUUGGCCUUAGAUUUCCUCAGAAGAUAUUUGAAUGAUAAUGAUCAAUCAUAUCCUGCACAAACAGCUAUGGUUUAUAUCGAUGCUUUCAAGUUUUGUUCAAAUUUGGAAAAAUUCGAUAUUGCAAAGGAGUUUUUAGGAAACAUAAUAGAUAUAUUGCCAAGAGUAGAAGGAACUAUAAAUAUUUACACGGUUUCCCUUGCUGCAGCUAAUUUCUUUGACUCUUAUGAAAUGAAAUCUUCUGCUUUGCUUGAAGCAAUCAGGACAAUGGUAGGAAGACUUGUUCCUCUGAGGAAGCACAUUGAAGCUCUUCGUAACGUUAUCCUUCUAACUUGGACAAAAACAGAAAGAAAAGAUAUUUUGAAAGAAGAUUUGGAGAAUAUGCUUGAAGUCGUGACAAAUAAUAUGUCGUGCGAUAUAGGUGAACGAUUGAAAGCAUUGUAUUCUGUUUUGGAUCUAACAACGAUGCUUAUCGACAAAGGUGUUCAAAUUGAUGACGAAUACCUUGAAAAAGUUUGCACAAUUAUAUCGAAGAAUCAUAGAAUCAUAUUGGAUUCGAAGAUUAGACUGGGUUGGGCUGUUUCUUACAACAGCAAGAUUCAUUAUAUCAGAUUAGCUCACCACAUUCAAGAUUCCGGAUAUAUCAAAGAGGAUGAGGAAAAGUAA
Trichomonas vaginalis G3 is the source of this 2286-nucleotide messenger RNA. RefSeq names its product negative regulation of late endosome to lysosome transport. The record is from RefSeq and is a predicted model, not a curated record. The transcript has a single exon. Gene Ontology annotation, cellular component: retromer complex; late endosome; retromer, cargo-selective complex. NCBI's taxonomy places the organism in Eukaryota, Parabasalia, Trichomonadida, Trichomonadidae. Gene Ontology annotation, biological process: retrograde transport, endosome to Golgi; intracellular protein transport. Bases 1 to 2286 code for a protein of 761 amino acids.